Molecule: messenger RNA, 531 nt
Organism: Solenopsis invicta (red fire ant)
Lineage: Eukaryota; Metazoa; Arthropoda; Insecta; Hymenoptera; Formicidae
Gene: Pban
Product: PBAN-type neuropeptides-like
Exons: 3
Coding region: 1-531 (176 amino acids)
Source: RefSeq, marked provisional
AUGAUCGUCACCAGGAAUUCCGUUAAUCGUGCAACUAUCGUCUGCAUUAUGGCCAUGCUGCUCUGCUUGGGGUCUCGCGCUUCUGGUGAAUACGAAUCAAGGGAAAUUGGCUCUAACGGCGGAUCGAGUGAGAGUAGAUCUCCGAGCAACGAUUUUGGUUCCUGUAUCGACGGCAAAUGUAUCAAGCGCACCUCGCAGGAUAUCGCCAGCGGCAUGUGGUUCGGCCCGCGUUUAGGAAAGCGAUACAAGUCAGAUGAGAAACAGGAAUUGAGUUCCGAGAUCGAGAUCCUUGCGAACGCGUUAGAUGGCGUGCGUUGGGCGGUCAUCACAAUUCCGGCUAGUGACAAGAGACAGCCUCAAUUUACUCCGCGUCUGGGACGAGGAUCAGGUGAGGACCUCUCUUACGGAGACGCAUACGAAGUCGACGAAGACGACCAUCCAUUAUUCGUGCCCCGUUUAGGACGACGGCUUCCCUGGAUACCAUCACCGAGACUCGGACGUCAAUUACGCAACGUAUUACGAAAACUAUAG